AGAGCCAGCCUUCCAAGACUUCUCACUAUCACAGCUUAUCUGGCGGCAUGGAGGCGUGAACCGCACUGCGUGCCACCGCCGCUACCGGAAACAGGAAGCGGAAGUCGGGAGAACCAUAAACAAAGUCCUCAGCUUCUCGUAGUUUUGUCCUGGUGUCAACAUGGGGAACACCAGCAGCGAGCGACCUGGACCCUUAAAAGGGCGAAGGGACAGUGGCGGGAGCGCUAGCAAGGGGGAUGACAGAGCCAAGAUCCUGAUGGACAGCCCGGAGGACGCGGAUAUGUACCCGGCCGAGGAAAACAAGGCACCGCUGGAAAAGGAUGAGUUCCUAGCAUGGCAGCAUGAUUUAGAGGUGAACGAUAAAGCUCCAACGCAGGCUCGACCAACUGUUUUUCGCUGGACAGGCGGAGGGAAGGAAAUUUACUUAGCUGGGUCUUUCAAUAACUGGGGGAAGAUUCCUCUCAUCAGAAGCCACAACAACUUUGUUGCCAUAUUAGACCUGCCGGAAGGUGAUCACCAGUACAAAUUUUUUGUUGAUGGCCAGUGGACGCAUGAUCCUGCUGAGCCAGUAGUAACUAGCCAGCUUGGCACUAUAAACAAUGUUAUAAAUGUGAAGAAAACCGAUUUUGAAGUAUUUGAUGCCUUAAUGGUGGAUUCUCAGAAAGGCUCUGAUUUGUCAGAGUUGUCCAGCUCUCCGCCUGGUCCAUACCAGCAGGAUCCAUAUAACUGUAAGCUAGAAGAACGUUUCAAAUCUCCUCCGAUCCUUCCACCUCAUCUACUGCAAGUUAUCCUUAACAAAGACACCGGUAUAUCUUGUGAUCCAGCGCUGCUCCCAGAACCAAACCAUGUUAUGUUAAAUCACCUAUAUGCCCUUUCCAUUAAGGAUGGCGUGAUGGUAUUAAGUGCUACUCACCGUUACAAGAAGAAAUAUGUCACCACAUUACUGUACAAGCCAAUAUGAGCUGCAUCCAUAGACUGUUCUCACUUCUAUUUACGCCUUUUCCAAAAAAUUUUUACAUAUUAAAUGCAUUAAAUAUUUGCGAACUCAGAUUUAGCUGUCAGUAUUGUAUUGAGCAUUCUAAUGGUCCACAAUAUAGAUCUACUAUUGACCUGCAGCAGUUGCUGUAAUAAGCAUUUUACUGCACCUGAUUCAAUGUAGGGUUAUAGAUGCUUUAUAUUUCUCAGCACAUUGUGUGCCCUGUUGGGUUGUGCUUGUAAUAAGAAAAUGUAGAUUACACCAAUACUAGUGGACGGACUUGCCAUUUUCCUCUGAAGUGAGGACUAUUAGUACAGCUAAAAUAGCAAAUAGUUGUUGGGGUUUUCCUUACUGUACUUUGGUCAUAGGAUUAUUUUCAAUCUUUAUUGUAGGAAAUCAAAGUAUAUCAAUGUUGGAUUCUAACAUCUAUCAGCACUCGCCUAUUACAAAAGAAUAAAAACAACUCACAUAGGAUACACUGAGGAGGAGUCCAAACCCCAUGCAUGUGUAUCUAUGAUUAUGUGCCCCAGAUAUACAAUUCACAGGACAGAACUGUGACCCUUUUCUCCUUCAUAGAACUGUGUUUUAUUGUACAGUGUAUUUAUCUAUAUUUAGGAUUCCUUUUUAAAAUGUGUAUAAACAUGUAAAACACGCUC
Molecule: messenger RNA, 1632 nt
Organism: Hyla sarda
Lineage: Eukaryota; Metazoa; Chordata; Amphibia; Anura; Hylidae
Gene: PRKAB1
Product: protein kinase AMP-activated non-catalytic subunit beta 1
Exons: 7
Coding region: 161-961 (266 amino acids)
Biological process (GO): signal transduction
Cellular component (GO): nucleotide-activated protein kinase complex; cytoplasm; nucleus
Molecular function (GO): protein kinase binding
Source: RefSeq, a predicted model, not a curated record